Gregarina niphandrodes is the source of this 897-nucleotide messenger RNA. RefSeq lists its product as hypothetical. The coding region runs from base 1 to 897 and encodes 298 amino acids. Lineage: Eukaryota; Apicomplexa; Conoidasida; Eugregarinorida; Gregarinidae. The record is from RefSeq and is a predicted model, not a curated record. The transcript is spliced from 2 exons.
AUGGCCCAGGGCAUGCGCUGGAUGGACCUGGGCGAGCUCAGUGACGUAUAUUACACACUGCCCUGGCACCGGCUGUGGCUGGUGCGACAGGAGGCUACCGUGCUCCAGCCAGUCGACGAUUCCUUGUAUGGGGCGAGAGUUUCUCUAACAAACGAAUUCCUGGAAAUCCACGACUGGAGAGACCUGGGAGACGACCACUUCACACGCGUGCCCAAGAAGACACCUGGCAGGGGCGACAAGUUUACCGUCUGGUCCAUCAGAGAACUGCCAGAUUACAGUGUUUCAUUGGGUCAUUCUUCAAACCAGGACGGGUUUGCCAAGCAGGUAACAUGGGUCCUUCCUUCUGGAAUUUCAACUGCUGCAAGUGAGGCCACCUUGUCUUUCGAGCCAGACUUCCCUGUGUCCGACCAAAGUCCCGAUGCAUGGCAAGAAGAGUUAAGUGGGUCGCAGGCGGACUCGGCAGAUCGAAUGGAUCAAACCAUCGUUUGUACAGGAGCCAGACCCGAAGAUAGGAAGCGUGAGAAAUGCAGUAACAAGCAGAGGGACAAGGAAGAAGAGAAGGUUGGGCGGGCAGAUUAUAAGCAAGAAAAGAGCGAACAGGGGAGCGAACAGGGGAGCGAACAAGAGAACGAAAAGGAGAACGAAAAGGAGAACGAACAGGAGAACGAACAGGAAAAGCUUGGGUACAUGUUUCUCAUCUUCGAAGAACACGUCAAGUUGUACAGAGCUCUUCAAAAGACCAUGUCUUCGCGACAGCGCGGUUCCGUGUGCCGUCUGUUAGGGGGUACUGGGACUGGUAAGACGCACGCGUGCCUGUAUGUACUGUUCCGGGAACUCGCGAAAGACUUUGGUACUCUCGUGAUAAAGCGAACUGACCUCCUCGGAGUGCGACAAUAG